AUGAAUAAAUCAGAAAUCAGAGAUAUUGCAGAGGAUUUUUUGGACUAUCUGAGCGAUGCCAAUUGUUGUCAAGAAGUCAGAACUUCGAAAAUUUUAGAUGCCGAAAACAACAUUGUCCUGUCACCUAAUUCAAGUCAACUUAUCGCGGUAAGAUCACUUUGUAAUGUCGAAGUUAGCAGUACAGAGUUGGAGGUGACGCUAAGAGUUGGGAAUGAGCGCGAACUUCUCAUUAGAUAUUUGAAAUUCGAAAUGGUGUCGGACAGUGACCUGUCUUCUUCGUCUGAAUCAGAGGAAAAAACUCAACCACAAAGUAGAGGUGAAUAUAUUUCGCUAGAUAACUUCAUACCCGGAGAAAGACCUGAUAUGCUUUAUGAAAAACGACUUAAAAUGAAAUGGGGUCUACCCCCAUGUCACGUUCCAAACGAAGUUAAAAACGCGAUUAAAAGAGGCGUGUACAAUCCGAAUAAAAUACUUGCUAGCAGGAGUGACACUUUGAUAAAAGAAGACUUGCAACGCGCACUUGAACCCAGCAAUUAUAAAAGCAAGUUCAAGAGACUGUUACAUAUAGAAGAAUGGAAACAUCAACAGGACAUAAAGAUGUACGACAUGCGGGGUGUUACUUUGACGCAACGAAAAAGGGGAAGUAAGCUUCUGUACUUGAAAGUUCCGGGCUUGGCUGAAAAACGACCUUCUGUCCUCCGUGGCGACAAAAUAUAUGUGAGAGCAAUUGGAAGAAAUGGUCAUCUGGAAAUUGAAAUAUAUCAAGGAUAUGUUCACCAUGUCGAACAGGAAGAAGUAGGGCUCGGUUUCAAUUCCUGGAUUUUUCGAACGCACAUAAAAAACAAAAUUUAUUUUGUUCGUUUCGAAUUCAACCGCCUAGCUUUGAAACUAAUGCACAGGUCAGUGGAGGCGAUGUUUUCUCGGCCUGACAUACGUGAAAUCCUUUUUCCUGUAAAUCCUCCCAGGUACCUUCCAACUAAAGUACUGAAAAUGUACAAUAGAGAUAUUGAUGGCAACGAAGAGCAGAGGGAAGCGGUUCAUAAUAUCGUUGAAGGAAUUACAGCCCCAGUAUAUAUUAUAUACGGACCUCCAGGAACAGGAAAAACUAUUACUAUGGUAGAAGUUAUUCAUCAAACUCUCAGACGCCACCCUUUUAGUCACAUGCUCGUUUGCGCCCCAUCCAAUAGCGCCUGUGACCUUUUGACAAGUCGACUCCUUCUUCACGUAGACAAAAGAGAAAUUCUUCGAAUGCAUGCCGCAUCAAGAAAUUGGGGAGAAGUACCAGAAGAUGUAAAAGGUGUUUCAAACUACAGAGGAGAAUUUAGGUUUCCCGCUAAAGAAGAACUGAUGAAAUGUCGUAUCAUUGUUACGACUCUAAUCACAGCUGGGCGUAUUGCGUCAGCAAAGUUCCCAAAAGAACAUUUUGACAGAGUAUUUAUAGACGAAGCUGGACAGGCAAUGGAGCCGGAGACUAUGAUAGCCGUAGCAGGAGUACUUUCAGAGAAUGGAAAAAUGGUUCUGGCUGGAGAUCCUAAGCAAUUGGGUCCAGUAAUUCGAUCUUCGAUUGCAAAGAGUUACGGCCUGCAAAUAUCAUUUCUUGAAAGAUUGAUGUCCACCUGUGACAUGUAUCAAAAGCACAAUACUGAUUACAGACCACAAUGCCAUAACCAAAUUGUUAAAAAAUUAUCGUUCUCAUCCGAGUAUAAUAGCAGUUUUCCAAAACGCGGAAUUUUUAUGACGGAGAACUAAGGUUUGUGCCAACGAACUACAAGAAAUUUACUUUGCAACUGGGACGUCUUACCACAGAAAAAUUUUCCUGUCAUAUUCCACUGGGAUGCAAGGGGAAGAUAAGAGAGAAUCAACAAGUCCUUCAUUCUUCAAUCUACAAGAAGCUAAGCAAGUCACAAAAUAUGUUAAUCAACUAUUAGAAAUCCGAGGCAAACAAGUGAGGGCGAGUGAUAUUGGUGUUAUCACUCCUUACCGAAAGCAAGUUGAAAAAAUAAAAAAAAAGCGUUGAACAACAAAGAUAUCAAAGUGGGAAGCGUCGAAGAAUUCAAGGACAAGAAGGAGAGUAAUAAUUAUCAGUACGGUACGUAGCAACACACAGCACUUGCAAUUCGACGCUUCAUUCAACCUCGGAUUCCUCCGAAAUCCAAAACGUUUCAACGUUGCGGUAACUAGGGCGAAGGCUCUAUUAAUCAUAAUUGGUAACCCGGAAAUAUUGUACCUAGACAAGUAUUGGAGAUCGAUGUUGACGUACUGUAUUGAGAGCAAUGGUAUACUGGAAUGAGAUUUAAUCGCUCUCCAGUGCCGGCAAUUAUUCUUGAGCAUUCAAUGAAACCCUUAAAUUUGACCUCAGAAGAAAAAGAUGAAAAUAUCGAGGAUCAGAUAACCCCACAAUGGCGGAAAGACCAUAGACAUGUAAAAUCUUGACCAACUUUUCAUAAGCUCAACGUUCAUCAAAGAAUUUUCAUUGAAGA
Styela clava is the source of this 2480-nucleotide messenger RNA. The record is from RefSeq and is a predicted model, not a curated record. NCBI's taxonomy places the organism in Eukaryota, Metazoa, Chordata, Ascidiacea, Stolidobranchia, Styelidae.